Messenger RNA from Aspergillus calidoustus, 3235 nucleotides. Lineage: Eukaryota; Fungi; Ascomycota; Eurotiomycetes; Eurotiales; Aspergillaceae. The record is from the annotation of a GenBank genome assembly.
CGACUGGCUCCCCAACGGCGCACACCUGUUCUUCUCUCCGAUUUCCAAGAUCUCGGGUGAUGAUGCGAUGUUGCAGUACGAGGUUACGAAGAAGCGAUGUACCGAGGCUGGACUUGAUUUCAUCGGAACAUUUACAGUCGGGAUGAGGGAGAUGCGUACGUUCCUUUUCUUUUUUUUUUUUUCUGGCGAACAAGUACUAACCACCAGUCCAGACCACAUCGUUUGCAUCGUCUUCGACCGCAAAUCCCCGGAAAUGAAGAAACGCGCACACUGGCUGAUCAAGACGCUCAUCGCCGACUGCGCCGAGCACGGCUGGGGCGAGUACCGCACGCACCUGGCGCUGAUGGACCAGAUCGCCGAGACGUACAACUGGAACCACAAUGCGCUGAUGCGGUUCAACGAGACGGUCAAGAAUGCGCUCGAUCCAAAGGGGAUUAUCGCGCCGGGGAAGAAUGGCGUUUGGCCGAAGAGUUAUGAUCGGAGGGUUUAUAAGUUGUGAUUGUGAUUGUGCAGUAAUUUGAGACUAGGUUAGGAAUACGUUUUAUGGUUUACUAGUAUGAGGAGUGUGAUUUGUAUGAGGUGGGUGGCUUGGUGAGAGCACCACCAGUCCAGGCGAUCUAGACCGCAUAAUAAGGGCAGUUGGUGGUCGGCAAUGCGCCCCCCGCGUUUCGCCCACCAAGUCACCUGCUUCGGGUUUUCCCCGCACUUUCAACCACUCUCGCCGUCAUCAGGUAUCAGUUAAAUUAAUCAGCUACAGCUCAGCUCGAUCCCUUUAAUCUUAAUCCCAACCUCAACAUCAAACAGACACUGCUCCAUCAUUCCAACUUCAUCCAGGGAGGCCACCCGUGGCUCCAGCUGGACCCCCACAGCCGCCCACAAUGACUUCGACGUCGACCUCCCUCCUCACCCUCCCCAACGACAUCCUCCUCCUAAUCGCCGAAGCCACGACGCGAGAAUGCGACCUCAACGCCCUAACCCAAACAAACACCCACCUCUACACCCUCCUCAUCGACAUGCUCUACAAAAACAACAUCCGCCACCACAACUCGACCGCCCUCUUCUGGGGCGCGCGAACCGGCCAGCUCCCCACCGUAAAACGCAUGCUCGCCCUGGGGGCGGAUAUCGAGGCGACGCAGAACCACUGCACGCCGCUCGAGGCGGCGUCGUGCUCGGGAAGAGAGGAGAUGGUGCGGUAUUUAUUGUCUCGGGGCGCGAAUUAUGGGUUUUGGAGGUGUAGGCCGUGGACGCCGCUGUGCGCUGCGGCCGUUGAGGGGCAUGCGGGGGUUGUGCGGAUACUGCUGGAUCGCACUCUCCCGCCUGUAAAGGACCAAUGCGAAGAUGGGUCGGGCAAUCGGUUCAUCUGCCGGAAUAAGCAGGACACGCUCGUGAAAGCAAUGUUCCUAAAGGAUCCCUCGACGGGCCAGGAUCCGCGGAUCGAGUACUCGAUCGCGCUGUUCAUGGCGAUAGCCAGUUCCGAGGAUGAAGUCUGCAAGGUGUUGAUUGAGAGCGGGAAAGCGAAUCUCGAUUACAAGGAUGGCGGGCAGCGGACGGCGCUCGAGUGGGCGUAUACGCAUCGCCGGUUCCAGACGAUGCAGAUCUUGCUAAAACACGGCUCCGAUCCGAACGUCGCGGGGCGCCAGAACCAGACGAUCCUGCACGAUGCCGCGUACGCGGGGUGUAUCGAGGUCGUCCGCAUGCUCGUCCGGAAUCCGACGACGGACGUGAAUCUCAAAGACCUGGAGGGGUUUACCCCGUUGCAUGCAGCCGUUCGCGCGGGGCGGCUCGAGGUCCUGAAACUCUUGCUUGCGCGCAGCGACGUCGAUGUGAACGUUCGGGACGGGUCGGGCCAUUCAGCGCUCGUGCGCGCGAUUCGGGAUCUGAAGCUAAAGAUUGUGCGGGUACUCGUGCGGCAUCCGGGGAUUGACCUCGAGGCCAAGGAUACCCAGGGGAUGACGCCGCUGUUUGCUGCUGCGAGGUACGAUUAUCUCGAUUUGGUGGAUUUGCUCUUGGAUGCUGGGGCGCGCAUCGAUGCACGGGCGGAUAAUGAUGGGCCCACGGACACGUUCGCGUACACGCCGCUCAUGCAGGCUGUCGAGUGCAAUAGGAUGAAAGUCGUCUUGCGACUCGUCCUCGAUCGAAGGGAGGAACUUCAUACGAAGAAUGCCCUUGGCUGGACGCCGCUCUUCUUCGCUGCCGUAAAGAGCGAAUGGCAAAUGACCAAGCUCCUGCUGUAUCUCGGCGCCGACCCUCUGGUCCGCGACACGGAAGGAAACACGGCCCUCCUCUGCAUGAUCAAACGCACGCGGUACCAAGCCACAGGCAGCAAGGAAGACCGCACAAUCCGCCUCCUCCUCGAACAUGGAGUGGACCCCAACGUCCAGGACAAACACGGGCGCACCGCGCUCUCCUACGCUGUCGAAUACCGCAACGACCGCGCGAUCGCGACGCUCCUGGAUUUUCAAAAGGCGGAUGGGGUCACGACGGAUUCGUGGGGGCAUCCGAUCAAGUUGUGGGCGCGGUCGAAGACGGAGGAGGAGUUUAAGCAGUUGGGGCAGAGGGCUUCGAUUCCGAGUGCGUGGUUGUUGGGGCAUGGGAUUGAUAUUGGGUUGCCCGGGGCUGAGGGUACUGGGUUGGGGUGCGAAGAGGGGGAUUCCAAUUCGGGGAGGGAACAGGCGAGUCGGACGGUGAGUAGUUCGGUGCCGGUUGUGCAGUAUUCAAUUUGACGACUGCGGAUGGGGUAAUAGUGUAAUAUGAAUGUAAUCCGGAGUAUUCAAAUUUAUCAUCUUGCUCCAGGGCAGUCCAUCCAGUAAGGGCGGCUAUACACAUAUGGAGGCGAGUCCCUCCACUAGGCGUGUACUAACCGACAGUCACGGUCCAAAGUUCGUAAAUAAGAAAUCAAUUCCGCCUUUAGAAUGUCCGUGAGGAAUGGUGCUUGCUAGGGCAAGGUUACCACAGCUCCAAGCGUCAAGGCUAUCCCCGCAUAGGCAAUUGAAUCGUCUAGAAUACGCUCAUUAACUGGCCGUAUGUGAGCAAGUUAGAGCAGCACACCCUUCUAUUGUCCUUAGUAGCUUAACAAGAAUAGUAAUCACGGGCCCUUUCCGCCAAUGUUUGUAUGGAAAUAAGAAGUGGCCGUUAGAAGCGGAGCUGCAUACAAUAAUUUCCAUCUGUACCUGCAUAUGUUAUAGGGUCUUAUUUCAAGUAUUUGAAACGGUCAAUCAAUAAGAGAGCUUUGUCU